This is a messenger RNA of Monoraphidium neglectum, 561 nucleotides long. RefSeq lists its product as hypothetical. The transcript is spliced from 4 exons. NCBI's taxonomy places the organism in Eukaryota, Viridiplantae, Chlorophyta, Chlorophyceae, Sphaeropleales, Selenastraceae. The record is from RefSeq and is a predicted model, not a curated record. The coding region runs from base 1 to 561 and encodes 186 amino acids. Gene Ontology annotation, molecular function: zinc ion binding; nucleic acid binding; hydrolase activity, acting on acid anhydrides, in phosphorus-containing anhydrides.
AUGACCCAUGCCUUAUAUCUCGGCCGUUUCAAGGCCUGUGCAGUGGGAUGCAAGUACGACAGCAUCCCAGGAGCCCUGGCCCCCAGCGCCGACGCCACCCUCGUGCGCGAGCCAGCCAAUCCCGAUGACCAAAACGCGGUGGCCGUCCACAACAAGCUCGGAGACCGGGUGGGCUACCUCCCCAGGGAGCUUGCCGCCCUCCUGGCGCCGCUCAUGGACACCGGCACCCUGUUUGUGACUGCCGCGGCCGCGCCGAAGUCGGACCCACGCACCGAAGAUUUCGCGUCCGGGUACUGCAUCCCCCUGGACAUCAAUGUUUAUGGCUGCAGCGCGGCAGCUCAAGAGGCGUGGUGCGCCCUCCAGCACGAGCUCCAGAACUUCACGCCCGACAGCAAGCUGAUCAAGUGGGGCGGCAACUGGUGGCUCAAUUUUGGCAAGUACAGCGGGAUGAAGGUCGCUGACGUGGCCCUAGUGGACUUUGAUUACAUCAAGUGGCUCCUGGGGGAGGCUGAUUUGCCGCAAGAUGUUUUGCACGAGAUCAGCGACGUGGUGUUCAGCUGA